AUGACGUAUUAUGCAGCGCGCACGCACCUUUCGCCGCCAGAAGAGAGCGAGACGGGUAUGCGUCGCGCUAUCUCGCUUUCGGACCUCGCGGCCAAGCCAGUGCCGGCGCCGAGAACACCGCAAGGACCAACAAAAACAGUCCCGUCUAACACAAACACCAGUAAGUCGCCAGGCGGGUUCGUGCGUCCAGCACCACGAUAUGUCAAAUCUAACAUGACAAGAAGUAGCAGCGUCGGUGUAUUGAAUCAGAGUGACUCAGUCUGA
Molecule: messenger RNA, 264 nt
Organism: Leptosia nina
Lineage: Eukaryota; Metazoa; Arthropoda; Insecta; Lepidoptera; Pieridae
Source: the annotation of a GenBank genome assembly